Messenger RNA from Alosa sapidissima (American shad), 3779 nucleotides. It is a transcript of the gene lmbrd2a, whose product is annotated as LMBR1 domain containing 2a. Gene Ontology annotation, biological process: adrenergic receptor signaling pathway. The transcript has 18 exons. Lineage: Eukaryota; Metazoa; Chordata; Actinopteri; Clupeiformes; Clupeidae. Gene Ontology annotation, cellular component: membrane. The record is from RefSeq and is a predicted model, not a curated record. The coding region runs from base 214 to 2295 and encodes 693 amino acids.
CAAAUAGGAAACGUGCAGCUUCAGAUUACGCAAGACUCCCAAGGUUCAGAGGCAGCACUUAGUACGUUGCCUUUUGACACGCAAUGACAUCUAGAAAUAGGAAUGGGGUCUGGAUUUUGUCACCAGUGUCUAUGUAACAGACACACAGAAAUGUGUGUUGAGUGAUGGCUUAGCUCAAUUUGGUGUGUUUGGACACACACUUCAUCUGUCAGAAUGAGUGGUGUGGCCCUGGGCAUCGAGAUUGUGGUGGUGUUUUUCCUGGCACUGUUCCUUCUACACCGCUAUGGAGACUUUCGCAAGCAGCAUCGCAUGGUCUUGUUUGCAACUCUUCUUGCCUGGUUCCUUUGCUUCUUGAUCGUUUUCAUCCUGCCGCUGGAUGUCAGCACGAGUAUUUAUAACCAAUGCAAGAUUAAUAGCAACAAGGAAAAGGCUGCCGUUUUACCAACAGUAUACUCAAAUCAGUCGACAAAUUCUUCUAUUUCUCCAACGACAAGUACAAAAAAGGUCUGUCAUAAGCCUUGGAGCUACAUACCUGAUGGAAUUCUACCUGUGUUCUGGCGAGUAGUAUACUGGACCUCACAGUUUUUGACAUGGUUGCUCAUCCCGUUUAUGCAGUCGUAUGCACGCUCUGGAGGCUUCUCCAUCUCGGGGAAGGUGAAGACGGCUCUGAUUGAAAACGCCAUCUACUACGGCACCUACCUGCUCAUCUUCUGCUCGCUGCUCAUCUACGUGGCCGUGAGCCCCAAGCUCAAUCUCUCAUGGACUCAGCUGCAAGUCAUCGGUAUUACAGCAGCCAACACCUGGGGCUUGUUCCUGCUGGUGUUGUUGCUGGGCUAUGGCUUGGUGGAGAUCCCGCGCUCUUACUGGAAUGCCUCCUGUCACGGUCACCUGCUAGCCAAGACCUACUUCAAGGCCUCCAAGCUGAUGACGGAGAAGGCCGACGCCGAGGAGAAUCUGGAGGACGUCAUGGAGGAUGUGAGGAAUGCCAGUGAGGCAAUCAAAUAUAACCACCCUCUUAGGAAGUGCAUUGACACAGUUUUAAGAAAGAGCCCUACUGAGUACCAGGAGAAAAUGGGCAGGAACAUGGAUGACUACGAGGACUUUGAUGAGAACCGUAACCCGUGUCCCAGUAAAAAGAGCCUGGUGAAGCUGCACAAACAGGUUAUCUACGCAGUGCAGCGGCACAACCGCACCCAGGUGCAGUGGCAGGCGCUGCUGGAGGAGGCCUUUCACCUGGAGGACGUGGCUAAGAAUGAGACCAGUGCCGCCCACCAGUUUGUGCACAGCUUCCCCUCCUCAGAGCCACCCGGGUGGCUUAGCAGAGUCCUCUAUACACCCACCAUAGAGUGGUACUGGGAGUGUCUGCUGCGGCGCUGGUUCUACAGGGCGCUGGCCGUGCUCCUGAUGCUGGUCUCCGUGGCGGUGGUCUGGUCCGAGUGCACCUUCUUCAGCCCCCGUCCCGUCCUCUCCCUCUUCGCCAUCUUCAUCCAGCUGGCCGAGAAGGAGUACAACUACUUUUACAUCGAGAUGGCGUGCUUCUUCACCAUAUUUUACCUGUGCUACUGCGUGUACUCCACCGUGUUCCGCAUCAGAGUCUUCAACUACUACUACCUGGCCCCGCACCAUCAGACGGAUGCCUACAGCCUGCAGUUUAGCGGCAUGUUGUUCUGCCGACUGACUCCACCCCUCUGUCUGAACUUCCUGGGUCUGAUCCACAUGGACUCCACCAUCUCUGGCCAGCAAAGAGAGCAGACCGCCUACACUACUAUUAUGGGGUCCAUGAAGGUUCUCUCGUUCAUCGCUAAAGGGUUCUACAUCUACUACCCCAUGCUCAUCCUGCUGCUCUGCAUUGCGACCUACUACAGCCUUGGAACACGCUGUCUGAAUAUGCUGGGCUUCCAGCAGUUCAUGGGCGAGAGCAACAUGACCACAGACCUGGUGGAUGAGGGCAGAGAACUCAUCAAGAGAGAGAGGAGGAAGCGUCAGAGAACAGAGGAUGGGGAGAACCGUAGGAGAGAAUGGAGGGAACGGUACGGAGACCCACGAGAAAAGUAUGCCAGCCGGAAUCGGAACACGUAUUCGGAACUGAAGGAGAACAACGAGUCAGUUAUGAACAGCAGUGCAUUUGCUCCACUGUCCAGGAGAGACCGGAGUGACCAGACUGAACUCCUGCAAGACGCUGAACCUUUAGACUUCAACGCAGAGGAGAUCACAGAGACCGAGGACCGGCGGUACACUGGGGGGCGCUAUCUAGCCACAUCAUUGUCUCGUGGUCGCAUAUUUGACGACAUCUGAGUGAAACGUACAUCCCAGUGACAAUACUGACAGACUUUUCUUACUCUGACCCUACGAGUGGACAAUGGAGGAUAUUGUAACGGAAUUAUCAUGAUGUCACCAGACUUGUGGACCUUUUUAGGACUUUGUUGAGCUGUUUCCUGGUGUUUUCAUAGUCAUUGUGUUUAUUUAUUUGGGGCUUGCACAGUUGUGUAUGGUUCUAACCAGCCGAGGGCUUCUAACCAGCCGAGGGCUCCAGCAUUACAUAGGGUGGAUCCCGUUUCGUUCACUGCACGAAUGAACGAGUGAAGCUUUUUCAGAAGGGAACUAGCUUCCAAAAAAUGUCUAUUUUUAUGCAAAGGGAAUUGUUAAAGAAUCACAGAAGUGCUGGUUUUGAACACUAUUGCAGAGACCCCAAAUUGAGAGCCCUUUUUUUUGUGUGUGUAACAUUAUUGUGUAAUAUUGCUUAAAACCCCUAGCAAAGAGUCUGUAGUGGAACAUUGUGAAGUGGCACUUCAGCACUAUCAUGUGGACAGAAGUUAAUGUAGAUCUCAUCAUCAGCGUUUCUGUGCUCCUGAAGCAUUGGCUGGAAUUUGGUGGUAGAUGGUGUUUUCCAUCAAAAGUGCCAAGACCGUAUACAAUCUCCUUAUUUUGAGCCCAUAGAAAGGACACCACAUAGCUGAAUUUCACAAAAAAAUAUGUAUUGGAUUAGAGUCUCAGACUACACCUUUAAGGUAGAAUAGAAAAUUAGGGAGGCCUUUUAAUCUAUUCACCAGUAGAGCUAAUACAUAAGAUUAGUGUUCCAGCUCAGAUGUAACAGUCAGAACUGAGGCCACUUGGUAAAUAAUCAUCUCCACUUCCAUUGUCUUUUAGUUGUUAUCCUUUUGUUUGUUUUUUUCCUCUUCUGUAAACAAAUGCCCUGUAUCUGUGAGCCUCCUGUGGAAGACGUCUCUGUAUUGUUGUAUGAGAGCCGGUCACCUCCUGACCCUUCACCCCUGGUGUGGUGCAGCCUACCCAUGGCACCACAGGGCUUUCCAACACAACAACAAGAAGUGUCACCUCUGACCUCAGGGAUAGCUUUAGCCCAAAAAGGGUCGUCCCCCCCUGACGCACAUGCUUCCUCUUCAGCUUGCUUCCUUGUAGGUAUACGCUGCUGCCAGUUAACUGUUUGUUGGCCCGCAGUUCCAUGUUGGUGUGAGCAGGGGAAUCAGUGAUUCUUACCCACUGCACAGGCCUAUCUGAUCUGAAAACAGUUAGAAGUGAUAUAUGUUUGCUUUAUGUCCGUGUUUGUAAGGGGACUGCCAGUGCCUUGAGUUCAUAGUGGCAGAAUGGAUGUAAAGAGACACUGGUCCAGUGAAAGAUUGGCCAGACUAUUUUUGAAAACUCAUUCCUUUCGCAUAUCAUGUAUAUUUUUUAUUAACAUCCCCCUUUUCAUUGUAUGUGUUACUUGGUCUGACUUGGAGGUUUUUUUUUUUUUUCUUUCUUUUUGAGGAAAUUUGUGUAAA